Musa acuminata subsp. malaccensis (wild Malaysian banana) is the source of this 1581-nucleotide messenger RNA. NCBI's taxonomy places the organism in Eukaryota, Viridiplantae, Streptophyta, Magnoliopsida, Zingiberales, Musaceae. The record is from RefSeq and is a predicted model, not a curated record.
UGUCUUCCAUGGUUGAAGCAUGUAACCUCAGAAGUAGUUACAAUGCACAAGGGAUUAGGGAGAAGCGUCAGAUGGAUUAGUUGUAAUCCAAUUUCAUGAGCCUUACCAUGACAUUGUGAAUCAAUUAAGAUUUUAGUAUGUAUAACAACAUCUGUAGUACCUAAAAUUAGGAGCAUACAUUAAGAUUGAUGAAACAUUAGUAAUGAUUGUCUAUUUAUUCAGCAAUUAACAACAUGCUGAAUCAGUUUUGCAAAAUACCUGUGCGUGUUGUCGUUCAACAUCACAUUCCUGCCAUUAAAUUACUUGCUUUACCAGAAACAAAGAAGUGAUGGUCGGUGAAGUAGCCUGUCAUCCAACUCGUACCUCUACUUGCUUUACGAUGGCACUCUCUGAUGAAAGCUAGAAAUAAAUAUGUAAAUUGAAUCCAUAUGUUACCUGUGAUGCUUUGUGAAUUCAUAUGUUGGAUCUCCAACUAUGGUGAUAUCUUGAAAUUAAUAUAGCACAUUUGUUGUUUCUAUGGUUUGGCUUUAAUAGACCGGUGUCUUGCUGAAUACAGAAAAUUAUAAAACUUUGUUGGUUUUAUGGCUUAUGUCCAUCCUUUUCGGUUAAUUAGGAACCCUUGCAUUUGUAGGGUCGUUUCCUGAUCAUUCUUUACAUUAUACUAUUCUUGAAUCAGAGUGUAAGUUUUGCUAUGCCACUUUGUCAUGCUGAAGUGGAACAAGCUACUGAGGAUGACUUGGUUGAACUUAUGGAAAUUGAGAAGCGAAACUUGGGCCAGGCGUUCCAUUUGGAAUCUUUGUCCGAUGUGGACAACACUCCUCAAUCCGUCCUCUCGUUUAGUGGAAAUAAGCAAGUGCAUGCCUUGUAUGAUUUCUUGUUAAAUUAUAGGUUUUUUCUGAAUUCCUUUAAUGGUUGUGAUAUUCCUGUGUUACAUGCACCUGUCCCUUUCCUGAAUGCCUCUUUCCAUGUUCCGGAGGUGAGAUGCAAGGAGAUUAGGAAAGCUGAUAUGGUCAUUCCUUCUUCAUGUGGGUCAGAUACUGAAGAUUUUGAAACCAUUUCUGGUUCAUCUGCUAGAGGUAUUUGUUACAGCAUCGAAAUAAAAGAUACAGUUCUUCCACCAUGGAUUGUUUGUGGUAUCUGUGCAGCAAUGAGCUCUGAUGGGAGGAGUUUCGAGUCCACCUUUACCACUGAACCUAUGUCAGCUGGCUUAAAUGUGGCCCUCAACUGUUUAUGCUGCGACAAUGAUGUGCCCAAGCAGUCGAUUAACACCUCAGUGGAUACUGAUGAUGCAUUAGGCAUUCCUGAUGCUGUUUUGAUCCCUCGUCUGAGUGGAGCAUCGCUAAGGCGUCUCAAAUACACUGAUGGUGCUUUUAUUGCUAACAUCACACCAACAUGAUCAUUGGCAAUUGCAUGUAUUUGCUGUACAUGAUCAAUGUUGUCGCUAAAGCGGCUUGUAUUCCCCAGUGAACUUGCUUAGUUUUUGGAGAGCCCACAUGUUUGUGGCUCGUGGUAGAAAUUGUGAAGCGGCUAGCUGUCUCACCUAGAGUAGCUUUUUGAUGAUCCAUUAUGUUGGAAAUUUUA